AUGACGGCGCCCUCUUCUUUCUACGAGGUGCUAGGCCUGGCCGCGACCUGCAGCGCUGACGACGUCCGGCGCGCGUACCACCAGGCGGCGCGCCGCUACCACCCAGACAAGCGCGCGAAUGACCUGAACGCGGAGGACGAGCAGCAGUUCCUGCGCGUGCAGGAGGCCUACGAGACGCUGCGGAGCGCCGAGCUGCGGCGGCAGUACGACGCCAAGCUGCAGCAGGACGAGCUGGUGCGCAAGAGAGAAGAAGAGGUGGUCGUGGUCUCGGACGAGGUCCCGCUCGCAGACAUGCAGCGCGAGGUCCUGCCGGGCGAGGGCGGAGACGAGGACGAGGUGCUCUUCACGCACCAGUGCCGCUGCGGAGACCUGUACGAGAUCACGGAGGAGGAGCUGCAGGACGGCGUGGACGUGGUGCCGUGCACAGGCUGCUCGCUGCACAUUCGCGUGCUGCAGAACAGCGCGCGGUGA
Molecule: messenger RNA, 471 nt
Organism: Phytophthora sojae
Lineage: Eukaryota; Oomycota; Peronosporomycetes; Peronosporales; Peronosporaceae
Exons: 1
Coding region: 1-471 (156 amino acids)
Biological process (GO): positive regulation of ATP-dependent activity
Molecular function (GO): ATPase activator activity; ferrous iron binding
Source: RefSeq, a predicted model, not a curated record